CAGCAUUGUGGGAAGGUUGACGAUGCCUCGUCCACAUGAAUCAUUUUUACGCAAUAAUUUAGAUAACAUAUUUUUCCUCAAGAUUCGGCCUUAGCCUCACAUUCCAGCUUCACGAUGUUGCGCUUCCUGCUGCUGUUCAGCCGGCAGGGGAAGCUGCGACUGCAGAAGUGGUUCACUCCGGUGACUGAGAGAGAGAAAAAGAAGGUGAUCAGGGAAAUGACUCUGAUGGUGCUGGCUCGCCCUCCCUGCUCCUGUAACUUCCUCCACUGGAGGGACCUCAAGAUUGUUUACAAGAGGUAUGCCAGCCUCUACUUCUGCUGUGGUCUGGAGGACCAGGACAAUGAACUGUUGACCUUGGAGGUGCUGCACCGAUAUGUCGAGCUGCUGGACAAAUACUUUGGCAACGUGUGUGAGCUGGACAUCAUCUUUAACUUUGAGAAGGCCUACUUCAUCCUUGAUGAGUUCCUGAUGGGAGGAGAGAUCCUGGAGACCUCCAAGACAGCUGUGGGCAUUGCUAUGGAGGAGGCAGAGACACUACAAGAGACAAUGGAGGAAUAUAUGAGUAAACCGACCUACUGAACCAAUAACAGUCGAACCUUAAGACUGAAGAAUCCUUUCCUCAGUUGCCAUAAGUGCCACAACAUUUAACCUAUUAAACUGUAAUACACUCUUCCAUUCAGACAUCACACAUAGUAAUACACUCUUCCAUUCAGACAUCACACAUAGUAAUACACUCUUCCAUUCAGACAUCACACAAAGUAAUACACUCUUCCAUUCAGACAUCACACAUAGUAAUACACUCUUCCAUUCAGACAUCACACAUAGUAAUACACUCUUCCAUUCAGACAUCACACAUAGUAAUACACUCUUCCAUUCAGACAUCACACAUAGUAAUACACUCUUCCAUUCAGACAUCACACAAAGUAAUACACUCUUCCAUUCAGACAUCACACACAGUCUGUUUUAUAUAAGCACUUUCUAAAAGAUGCAUUAGGAGUUUUAGAAUUCAGGAGUUUGUUUUAAAACAUUGUUUUACUUUUUUUACUUUGAGAUUUUUUUGUGUUAUUAGUUUAAACUAUUUUAUAAUGACCUUAUAUUUGAUAGGAUCGUACAGGUUUAAAAAAAUUGUAGCCUACUUUGCCUUAUGUGAUUUUCAAGCAAAUCAAUGUUAUUUUAGAAUAUUGCAGCUGCUUUUUCAAAUGUUUUAAUUCAGUUGUGAGUUGAUACAAAGGAUGGUAACAACAUUACCAUUUUGAAAGUCACAUUUGUUAUUUGAAUUCUAUGUUGGCUAACGUAGCCAUUGCCUACACAAGCAUAGUGCCUUAUUGUAAUAUUUAUCAGUAGUCAAGCUCUAGCCGGAGGGUUCUAAGGCUGAAGUUAAAGGUGGACAUUUUGGAAAGUGUUGCAAUACCGUUAAAGUUGUACUGUCUGAGUAGUUUUUUGUUUCCAGAAUAGUAUUUUAAAUGUUAGUUGAAGUACGUUGUUUCCAACUUUUGAAAAUUGAUUAAUGCUACUUUAUUAGACUAUCUCUUGGUUUUAUAGCUGGAAUUGACUAGAACUACCCUGCUUGCCCCAGGCUAAGUUCGUUGCAACCUGAGUUGACCCAUGGUGCUAAAAGCAUAGAAAUAGAAUCUCAUUCUGUGUGUCAGAAAUGCCCAAUUUCACAUUUGCUCAUUAUUGUAGCUCCAAAUGGAUUACAAUAUACUACUAGCUUACCUGUCAAACUAAGAUAUUUGAUUGAUCGAGGCUACAUGUUGUUGCUGACACAUUGAGGCAGAUGGUGUUUUGAAUGUGAUAUUCUGCAGCCUGUUCACCAUCUCUGUUCAUCAUCUCUGUGUGCUCCAAAUGAGUAAACACUACACAGUAAGGAAAAAAUAAAGUCAAUGCUUUAUUCA
Oncorhynchus tshawytscha (Chinook salmon) is the source of this 1895-nucleotide messenger RNA. RefSeq names its product AP-1 complex subunit sigma-3. Gene Ontology annotation, molecular function: clathrin-cargo adaptor activity. Gene Ontology annotation, biological process: intracellular protein transport; vesicle-mediated transport. Gene Ontology annotation, cellular component: membrane coat; AP-1 adaptor complex; intracellular membrane-bounded organelle. The record is from RefSeq and is a predicted model, not a curated record. Bases 115 to 579 code for a protein of 154 amino acids. The transcript has 5 exons. Lineage: Eukaryota; Metazoa; Chordata; Actinopteri; Salmoniformes; Salmonidae.